ACGAGGCCAUUUCCCAAGCGGAGUUUCCACGACAGCUGGAAGCCGAGCGGUACGGGCGCAUCGCUUCUUUGCAAAAAUUGUUAGAAAUAGCAAGACCUCUGCUCGUUUUAGCACUUCCACGUAAACCCUGGUCUGGCAUGGGCGACAAGAGGAGUCCCACAAGGCCGAAGCGUCAACCGAAGCCCUCCUCCGACGAGGGAUUUUGGGACUGCAGCGUGUGCACGUACAAGAACACGGCAGAGGCUUUUAAGUGCAUGAUGUGUGAUGUCAGGAAAGGGACAUCAACAAGGAAGCCUCGCCCCGUCUCCCAGCUUGUCUCCCAGCAGCAGGUAACACAGCAGUUUGUGUUGCCCUCACAGCCCAAAAAGGAAAAGAAGGAGAGAGUAGAGAGGGAAAAAGGCGACAGAGAGCCGGCACUUAAGAAGAACAGUCACAAGAAGAUGAGGCCAAGAUUAAAAAACAUCGAUCGGAGCAGUGCUCAACAUCUGGAGGUGACAGUUGGGGACCUAACAGUCAUCAUAACAGACUUUAAAGAGAAGGCCAAGCCCUCAUCCACCUCGGCCACCUCAUCCAGUGCAGCAUCAUCGGCCGACCACCACAGCCAGAAUGGCUCCAGCUCAGAAAACACAGAAAAGGGGCUUUCUCGCUCGUCUUCGCCCCGAGGAGAGGGGAGUUCGGUCAACGGAGAGUCCCACUGAGUUACCCUAAAAACCCAGCCUCUACUAACACCUCAUUUGCAAUUUCAAGUCUACAGGUCACUGGUGGAUGAUCCUGCCUCUACCUUAGAGCUGCACGAAAACAUUUUUCUGUGUGUUUUUCUGGAUGUUUCAGUUUCAAGAAGAAUUGUGAACAUAUUUUUUCUACAUCAUGAAUCAGUUCUUUUCUGCACUCUAAUUCUGGAUCCAGUAAGCAAUACAAACACCCUUAGCUUCACCUCGGAGGUGCAGUAGUUUACAUUUUUGCCUGCAUAUUUUAUUCAGUCAAAACGAUACCACAUCUUGUCUGAAGCUUGCUAUCAAAAUAUUACAACAGAUAGUUUUCCAAUGACAAGCUUUUUUCAGGAUUACACUAAGAACCUAAGGUGUCUGUGGUAUCUAUUAUUUGACUGUGUGCAGAUGCACUCACCACUGAAGAUGUUUUUUUCUGAAUAUUUUUGUUGAGUACAAUGUACGCCCUAUCUUGCUUUCAUCAGUGGCCUGCAGAGUGACCUGUUCUUCCUCCAUGUGGCAUUAUCAGCCUGAGUCUGGCUGAUAAUACUUCUGCCUGGAUUCUUUAUCUACCUGAACCAUCUGUUACACCAUCUCCAUGGCCCUACAAUGAACCUUAAAAUGCCUAAAACUUCACAGCAGACUCCUGAUCUUGAUACGCUAAACUUUUUUUCUCCUGAACUGCCUCCACUGUAGAUCUUUGAGUGACUUUUUAUGACUCAGCAUAACUGCUGUGCUGGCACCAUUUGUUGUUUUUCCAUAAUGUCUGGGAAAGGUACAGUACAAAUAUAAUUUAAAGGAUAAUACCAGUGAUUUAGUUUCUUUUUGGUUAUUGCCAAAAACGUAAGUUAGCUCCUCUUUUACUUGAUUCUAAAAGCCUAGCUGCUUUUCAUUAUAUUUGACAAAUACUACAAACGUGUUUCAGUAUGGACAAGUUUUGAAAUGUGUUUUAAAAUCAUGGAAAACAAUUGUCAAAUAAUGAAGAUGGAUAAGGGGCUGUGGCUCUGAAUAAUACUGGUAUUUUCCUUUAAGUGUGUUCGCUGCACACACAGGCCUGCACCUGCUCUGUCCCACAGGAAAACAAUAGGGUGCCGUCUCUGAUCUGCACACAGAGGACCCAGUUUGGAUGCAACUUGGUGUUUGUACCACAGAAAUAGAAUUUUGACUUUAGGACAUUCACAUUUAUUAACUGUACAGGUUGUGGCUUGCAAUGGACUUUGGAAAUUCCAUUUCAAUGCAGGAAAGUGGAGGAACAGUAGGAUAUAGUAAAAUCCCAGCAGAACAACUAUAGAUCCAGCUAACUA
Molecule: messenger RNA, 2011 nt
Organism: Sphaeramia orbicularis (orbiculate cardinalfish)
Lineage: Eukaryota; Metazoa; Chordata; Actinopteri; Kurtiformes; Apogonidae
Gene: yaf2
Product: YY1 associated factor 2
Exons: 4
Coding region: 138-698 (186 amino acids)
Biological process (GO): positive regulation of DNA-templated transcription
Cellular component (GO): nucleus
Molecular function (GO): transcription coregulator activity; DNA binding
Source: RefSeq, a predicted model, not a curated record